Paramecium octaurelia is the source of this 519-nucleotide messenger RNA. The record is from the annotation of a GenBank genome assembly. NCBI's taxonomy places the organism in Eukaryota, Ciliophora, Oligohymenophorea, Peniculida, Parameciidae.
AUGAGAAAGAAAAAUCAAAGGAUUGAUUUGGAAUUUGAAAAACCUCAAGUGAAGUUUAUUGAGUAAUUCAGGAUGAGAGUGAAUGGUGGAAGCAACAUAGAUGCUUCGAAUUAUAAGAUAGAAGAUAAAGUUUAAAAGAAAGUUAGAAAUAAUGAUGAUGAUCCACUUAUUGUGUAAUAGAGUGAUGAUGAGGAUAACUAUGAUGUUGAAAAUGCUUAGGUUAUCGAUGGAAAUGGAAAUGAUGGCAAUCUAGAAUUCAAUAUGACCAAAUUCAAGCCUGAAUAUGUGGGAUCCAAGAAAUAAAAGAAAAUUGAUCAAAAAGAAAAAAACAUUAAGUCUGUUAUAGGAAAGUAAGAAGAAGAGGAUGGAAGAGAGAAGAAAGAGGAAGAAUUAAAAAAUAAAUUUGCUAAAUUAUCAUAAACAUAGAAACCUACUUUAGCAAAGAAGUCAAAAAUAGAUGAAAUUGUAAAGAAGACCAAUAAACCAACAAUACUCUCUUUUGAUCAGGAUGAUUAUUGA